This is a messenger RNA of Aspergillus chevalieri, 978 nucleotides long. RefSeq lists its product as uncharacterized. The transcript has a single exon. The coding region runs from base 1 to 978 and encodes 325 amino acids. The record is from RefSeq and is a predicted model, not a curated record. NCBI's taxonomy places the organism in Eukaryota, Fungi, Ascomycota, Eurotiomycetes, Eurotiales, Aspergillaceae.
AUGGACAUCCUAUAUAAUCAAUUCUUUGAAACCCCCGCGUAUCCGGUCGCGGCUUUCACCGGUCAGACCGUUAUCGUCACCGGCUCCAAUGUCGGACUCGGAUUGGAAGCAGCGCGGCAUUUCGCUCGUCUCGAUGCAGCCAAAGUCAUUAUCGCGGUUCGUAACGUCUCCGCUGGCGAAGAGGCGAAGCAGAACAUUGAGAAAUCAACCGGUCGCUCCGAUGUAUGUGAGGUGUGGGAACUAGACCUUGCUUCUUUCGAGUCCGUGAAGGCUUUUGCGGCGCGCGCCAGCACUCUGCCUCGUCUGGAUGUUGUCGUGGAGAAUGCUGGCAUUGCGACGAACACAUACACCAAAUCCGAAGGACAUGAGCGUACGAUCACCGUCAACGUGAUCAGCACUUUCCUUCUUGCACUGUUGUUACUCCCAAAGCUCCAAGAGACUGCCAAGAAGAUUCCUUCAUCUACACCUCAUCUCUCGAUCGUGUCGAGUGAAGUACACUCAUGGUAUGAUUUAAAGGAAUGGAAAGCGGACCGGGUGUUCGACACCCUCAGUGAUGAGAAAACCGCCAACAUGUCGCAGCGCUACCCAGCAUCCAAGUUACUGGAGGUCCUAAUUGUCCGUCACAUCGCGCCAAAACUUGCGGGCUCCGGCGUUAUCCUUAACAUGCUCAACCCAGGCCUCUGUCAUUCAUCGCUCCAACGGGAGAUCAGGUCCAAUGCGUUUGCGAACGUGGCCAUAGGCAUCGCCAUGAAAAUUUUCGCGCGAACCACAGAGGUCGGUAGUCGUACGCUUGUUGCUGCAGCUGCGGCUGGUCCGGAGACACAUGGGGCGUAUAUGACGAACGGUAGAGAGGGAAAUGCGGCGCUGUCGCCUUUUGUGAAGAGUGAGGAGGGCAAACAGGCACAGGAGAAGAUUUGGAAUGAAUUGAGCGAGAUCUUGGAGGGUAUUCAACCAGGCGUCACUGCUGUGCUUUCUUGA